This is a messenger RNA of Neoarius graeffei (lesser salmon catfish), 1588 nucleotides long. RefSeq lists its product as uncharacterized. NCBI's taxonomy places the organism in Eukaryota, Metazoa, Chordata, Actinopteri, Siluriformes, Ariidae. Gene Ontology annotation, molecular function: zinc ion binding; nucleic acid binding. The record is from RefSeq and is a predicted model, not a curated record. Bases 346 to 1401 code for a protein of 351 amino acids. The transcript has 3 exons.
AGUGAGCGGAGGAGACGACAGUGGCUGCCUGCCAUUAACCGAUCAAAUUUAGGACAACUUGACUGUAUCCGGAUUUGUUCUGAUCACUUUGUGACUGUAAACCACCCUAUUUAAGGAGGGAGAGCGAGAGCAGAGGGAGAACCGGACGAGAGGCUGUGUGUGUGUGUGUGUGUGUGUGUCUCUCUCGCGCUAGUGAAAACAGUGUUGCAACUCUGAAAAGUGUGGCAAUAAAGCCGGUUAACAAACCUGAUCUCUGUCCUGCCGUCCUCUGUGCUCCACCCACACGCGAUUCACGCUACAGUGGUGCUGAAACCCGGGACCGUGGAGCACCUGUCCUGCAGCCCCAUGGAAUCCUCCCCGUUCGCGGACUUGGUCCACGCCCUCGCCACGGCCCAGCAGAGCCAGCACCAGGCGCUCGUUACACUCCGGAAGGAGCAGGAGCGCCGCUUCGAAGCCCUGGUACUGGCUCAACAGGAAGACCGCGAGGCGUUCCGGCGCCUCCUCGCGUCGGCGGGGUCCACCAGCGCCCCGGCCGCGGGCCCAUCUCCCAUCACCUUGACUAAGAUGGGCCCGCAGGACGACCCCGAGGCGUUCAUCGCAUUAUUCGAACAGGUCGCCGAAGCCUCGGGGUGGCCGAUGGAACAGCGCGCGGCGCGCCUCCUCCCCCUCCUGAUGGGAGAGGCGCAGUUAGCCGCACUACAGCUCCCCGCCGACCACCGGCUGGCCUACGCCGACCUUCGCCGGGCUGUCCUCCAGCGCGUGGGGCGCACGCCGGAGCAGCAGCGCCAGCGCUUCCGCACGCUGCGAAUGGAGGAAGUCGGCAGCCCGUUUGCGUUCGGCCAGCAGCUCCGGGACGCCUGCUGGCGGUGGCUGAGGGCCGAAGAUCGCGACGCCGAGGGGAUCAUCGACCAGGUGGCGCUGGAGCAGUUCGUCGCCCGCCUACCCGCCGGAACCGCGGAGUGGGUCCAGUGCCACCGCCCGGCGUCGCUGGAUCAGGCCGUAGGACUGGCGGAGGAUCAUCUGGCGGCUGUCCCGGCGGCAGGACAACGGAUGUCUUCUUCUCUCUCCUCUUCUCUCUCUCUCUCUCUUCCCCCUCCUCCCGUGUCCCGUCCUCGCCCCAUUCCCCCACCACGGAGACGGGGGCCGGCCCCACCCCAGCCGGCCCGCCGCACCCGUGGUGCCCUCCCGUUUCUCCCUUCUAUGUCUGUCUCUCCCCCCCCUCAGGUGAGUGACCCCCAGUCCACAGCUGCAGAGGGGAGGCCCGGGCCGGUUUGCUGGCGCUGCGGGGAACCGGGCCACCUGCAGCAACAGUGUGCCGCGAUGGAGGUGGGGGCGGUGGUGCGGAUCCCCGACGCGCCAGAGGCUGCCCUCGAUCAGGCCGGAGCAUAUCGCAUACCGUAAACCGCCCUAUUUAAGGAGGGAGAGCGAGAGCAGAGGGAGAACCGGACGAGACGCUGUGUGUGUGUGUGUGUGUGUGUCUCUCGCGCUAGUGAAAACAGUGUUGCAACUCUGAAAAGUGUGGCAAUAAAGCCGGUUAACAAACCUGAUCUCUGUCCUGCCGUCCUCUGUGCUCCACCCACACGCGAUU